This is a messenger RNA of Penicillium bovifimosum, 1161 nucleotides long. RefSeq names its product putative aminopeptidase (gene lap1). Gene Ontology annotation, biological process: proteolysis. Gene Ontology annotation, molecular function: metalloexopeptidase activity. Lineage: Eukaryota; Fungi; Ascomycota; Eurotiomycetes; Eurotiales; Aspergillaceae. The transcript has 2 exons. The record is from RefSeq and is a predicted model, not a curated record. Bases 1 to 1161 code for a protein of 386 amino acids.
AUGAAGUUCCUCACCCCUCUUGCGCUAGGCGCAACGGCAACGGCCAUGGUCUUGGUCAAUCCCGAGCAGCAACCACUAGCGCCUUCAAUUGUCCAAAUCACCCAGGAAAAGUCUCUAAUCGAAUUGGCUCCAUACCGCACUCGCUGGGUAACGGACGAAGAGAAAUGGUCGCUCAAACUGGACGGUGUGAACUUCAUCGAUGUCACUGAGGAACAUCGGUCAGGCUCCUACGGAACCCUACACGCCUCACGAGUCGUUCAUUAUCCAGCGGAGAUGGCACACUCAGACGAGAUCUUGCCUCUGGCCGCGACCCUCGACAAGAAGAACAUGAGAAGCAAUCUCGAACACUUUACCUCCUUCUACACGCGCUACUACAAAUCGCAAACCGGCAUCGAGUCCGCAACCUGGCUGUUCGAUCAAGUAACCGCCGCAAUUGUCGAAUCCGGUGCCAGCGAGCACGGUGCGACCGUCGAGCGCUUCGACCACUCCUGGGGCCAGUUCAGCAUUAUCGCUCGCAUUCCCGGUGAGACGGACAACACGGUUGUCCUCGGCGCCCACCAGGACAGCAUCAACCUGUUCCUGCCCUCCAUUCUGGCUGCGCCGGGUGCAGACGAUGACGGCAGUGGGACUGUCACUAUCCUUGAAGCUCUUCGUGCCCUGCUGCGGUCGGAGGCUAUCGCCCAGGGCAAGGCCCGGAACACCAUUGAGUUCCACUGGUACUCUGCUGAGGAGGGCGGCUUGCUCGGCUCGCAGGCUGUCUAUGCUAAGUACAAGAAGGACCAGCGGGUUGUUAAGGCCAUGCUCCAGCAGGACAUGACUGGUUAUGUUCAGGGUACUCUGGAUGCUGGUGAGAAGGAGUCAGUCGGUGUAAUCAUCGAUUAUGUCGACCAGGGCCUUACGGCGUUUAUCAAGGAGGUCAUCACUGCCUACUGCGACGUGCCUUACGUCGAGACGAAGUGCGGCUAUGCCUGCUCCGAUCACGCCUCCGCUAGCCGAUACGGCUACCCCUCGGCGUUUGUGAUUGAGUCUCAGUUCGAGAACUCCGAUAAGAAGAUUCACACUACCGAAGACAAGAUCGAGUACCUGAGCUUCGACCACAUGCUGCAGCAUGCCAAGAUGAGCUUAGCCUUUGCUUACGAGCUGGCCUUUGCUCCGUUCUGA